This is a messenger RNA of Tripterygium wilfordii, 2044 nucleotides long. RefSeq lists its product as uncharacterized. The record is from RefSeq and is a predicted model, not a curated record. NCBI's taxonomy places the organism in Eukaryota, Viridiplantae, Streptophyta, Magnoliopsida, Celastrales, Celastraceae. The transcript has 8 exons. Gene Ontology annotation, cellular component: plasma membrane. The coding region runs from base 536 to 1618 and encodes 360 amino acids.
CCCCCCCUCUCUGUACUCAAGAGAGACAGCUAUGAUGAUGCUUCUCCAGUCCUCACAUCUCUUGCAGCUCAUUUACUCAUGGUCUCCUCUCUCAACCGUUUUAUUCUCUGUUCUUGUUACAUGGCAAGCAUUCUGAAUAAUUCGAGUUAGAGAUUUGUUAAAAAGUCUCUUCUUUGCAUUCCUCUUUUUUUGAUUGGCAGCUGUAAUCAGGGUUUUUGCCUCUGUGUGGGAGUUGUUUAAUUGAAGGCACGAACAAAAGGGUGCCUUUUAAGCUCAAGCUCAAAAUGGGUAUCUUGAACCUGUUUUUGCUGUUCCUAUUUUGCAAAAAUCUUAUGGCAGCCAGUUGAAUUACCUUAAAGAUUAUGUAUUAACAGACAAAAGUGCAGAUGGUGCCUUACCGGAUAUCUCCCCAACUGGGGCUGUUGAGCCUUUUCUUCCUCUUCUUGCUCCUUCCCCAUUGACACCUUUCACAAACCAUACUGUCCCGAAACUAUCAGGGCUCUGUGUGUUAAACUUCAGUUCUGCUGAAAGUUUGAUGAGCAUAACUGCGAUUGAUUGCUGGUCCAUAUUUGCCCCAAUGCUGGCUAAUGUUAUAUGUUGUCCACAGUUUGAGGCCACUCUUGCUAUUCUUAUUGGUCAAUCCAGUAAAGAGACCAAUAUGCUUGCCUUAAAUGGGACCCUUUCCAUGCAUUGCAUUUCUGAUAUUGAGCAGAUCUUGGCUGGUCAGGGUGCGGUUGAAAAUCUUAGGCAGAUGUGUUCGAUUCGUCCAACAAACCUAACCGAAGGCUCUUGCCCGGUAAAAUAUGUUAAUGAGUUUGAGAACAAUGUAGAUACUUUGAAGCUGCUUGCUGCCUGCAAGAAGAUUGAUCCGGUGAAAGAAUGUUGUGACCAAAUUUGUCAGGACGCCAUAUCAGAAGCAGCUACUAAAAUUGCAAUGCAGGAUUAUCGCUUGUUAAGCAUGGAUGGAUCUCGCGUGUUACCUGAGCACUCGACUAAGGUGGAUGAUUGUAAAAGUAUUGUCCUUCGUUGGCUGGCGAGUAAACUCAAUCCUUCUAAUGCCAAAGAAGUUCUCAGAGGAUUAUCAAAUUGCAAUGUUAAUAGAGUUUGCCCUCUAGCUUUUCCCGACAUGAGACACGUAGCAAAAGGCUGCAAAAAUGAGAUAAGUAACACAACAGUGUGCUGUGGUGCCAUGGAGAGUUAUGUGGCACACCUUCAGAAGCAGAGCCUUAUAACCAAUUUGCAAGCUUUGGAUUGUGCUACAACAUUAGGAAUGAAGUUACAGAAGUCAAACAUUACGAGAAACAUUUUUAGCCUUUGUCAUUUAAGUCUCAAGGAUUUCUCUCUCCAAGUGAAACAAGAGUCUGGAUGCCUUCUGCCAAGUUUGCCUUCAGAUGCAACCUUGGACCAGUUUACCGGGAUCAGCUUCAUUUGUGAUCUGAAUGACAAUAUUCCAGCGCCAUGGCCCUCUACAUCUCAAUUAGCGGCAGCAUCAUGCAAUAAAACGGUCAAAAUACCUGCACUUCCCGCGGCAGCAUCUGGUCAAAAUGGUCUCUACAACGAAGAUUUGAUAUAUUAUCUGCUCUUUAGCUCAUCGGUGGUGAUCACCAUGCUUUUAUAGUCUUAAUUGAAUACAUUCUUGGACCUUCCAUCUAUGCAAGAAACUGAGCUAUCUAUGAAUCAUCUUCAUAGAAAAAAGAUGCUGCCUGUAGGUCAUGGGGUUAAAGAGGUGUUCUGUGCUUAAUAUCCAGAAAUCAUGCCUACCGAAACGAUAUUCUUGAGAGAGAGAUUGCAGCUUUAGAGGUACAUUCAAAUUUGUGUUCCUUACUAUUAUAUUAACAAAUGAUUCAUGUGCACUGUAUAAUAAAGGUUUUUCUUUGUAAAGAUGUAUUUGAGAAGGAAAAGCCAUCUUGUAUUGUUGCAUUAGCUAUACGUAUGAUGUAGAUUUGUGGUGAAGAUGUAUUACAGAGUUUCAAAGUUGAAUAUUUGUGAUUUAAGUUGCUAUGAACAAAAAUAAUGGGCCGUUUUAAUAAUGGGCUUUUCCAUA